GUUUAGCUCAGGCACCGUCCAAUGUGCAUCGAGAUUCGUGAUCAUAAAACUCGUGUGGUAUUUGCCUUCGCUUCUCUGGUCUCUGGUCUCUGGCCUCCGUCCUGCUCACCUCCCGGCCGGCCUCACGCCCUCACCCCUAUCCGCCGCGAGCCGCCUCUCCUUCGUCGGCGUGUUCCUAGCUUGCCUUUGCCGCGCACUAGCAGUGGCAUGAGGGCGGGGCGGCCCAAGAUCGGCGACCAAGCGACCAGCGACGUGGUAGUGCGGCUACGGACGCCGGAGGGCCGAGACGAGUGGCUCUACUGCCACUCCGCGGUCCUCACCGCCGGCAGCACCUACUUCGCCGACCGCCUCUCCGACGCCUGGCCGACGUGCCAGAUCCUCGGCUCGCGCUACUGCGUCGAGGUCUACUGCCAGGAGCUGGACCUGAGCUCCCAUGUCACCGCGCUCCGGCUCCUAUACGCCACCGAGCCCUGCUCCCAUUUCGGCGUCCGCGGCGCGCUGGGCGUGCUCCAGGCCUCCGUGCACCUUGGUUGCGGGCAGAUCGCCGCCGCCUGCGCCGGCUACAUCGAGUCCGCCCCCUGGGACGAGGCCGACGAGGAGGAGAUUCUGAGGACCGUCCCCGGCCUCGGUCCGCAGUACGAGUGCAUCCUUGCGCGUCUCCGGCCAAUCGAUCCGGCUCCGGUGACGAGCAUAUUCCUUUCGGCGUUCCGGCACGCGACGCUCCCGUCGGCGGCUGGGCCAGCGCGGGAGCUCAAGUCUGCAGCUCAGGAGCAGCUGGAGUACAUGCUCACCGAAGAUGACGACGCCCCAUUGGUAGCCCUUGACAACGACACUGUGAAGUCUCGAGUGAAGGAUUGUGCCACAGGUUUACUAAGUCAGUUCAGUGAUUUCAUGAGUUCUAUCCUGAUCCUGACGAAACAAAAGGAGGCGCCUUCUGAUGGUGAGCACCGCGAGCUUCAGCAGGGGUUACAGUCUUUUGUUUGUGAUAUCUCUUGGGUCUGUCAGGUCAUGAGCAAGCUCGAGAUGAUGAAGUGCAUUGUUCUCUACUGGGUUGGAGUGUCCUCUGAUGUGAUCGAAACUGUUGGUGUAGUAUGCACUGGGUAUGACUGUCUGAAGACCAGGCUGAAGGUGGUAGAGGUGUCUGCAAAAGUCCUGGAGGCUGUUGCAUUUGGCAAUGUCGUCCUUCCAGCUGAGAAGCGCUGUCAUAUGGUGAAUUUAUGGAUUCGAUUUGCAAGAAUGACAAAAUCUUUGGUUGAUCAGGCCUAUCCGGAUGAUGAUGAUGAUGAUGAUGGCGAAGCUGAGACACCAAAGGAAAACCUGGACAAUGAGGUCUGGCAGGGCCUGGAGUCUGCAAUUGUUUCGAUUUUGCUGACACUGCCGUCAAAUAGUCAAGCUGAGAUUUUAUCAGAGUGGCUUCAGUCAAAACAUGUUAGAUAUCCUGACUUGACGGAGGCAUUUGAAGCCUGGUGUUAUAGAUCAAAGGUUGCUAAAAGAAGGCUCUCUUUCUUGAGCAACAUUGGCCAGGUAUCUUGAUUGCUGACUAUGUUCAAGCACUCUUUGAGUCCGGGAACAUGUGCCUUUUGCUUGUCUUCCUGCCAUGAUGAGCAACAGGGUAAGCCGGUAAGGUUGGAGUUUGGGUGGACUCUUCGACUUGGGAAAGAUAGGAUCGAGUGCCUGCCUUUCGGUGAGAACAGUCAUCAUGGAGUUCCAUCAUUUUGUUUCCAACUUCACCAAUCAGUUUCUUUGUUAAGUUUUGCUAGGGGUCCUCCUUAAAGCAUAGCUGAUGGGAGUGCAGAACAGUAUACACCAUUACAAAUAUAAAGUAGCGACAUAACAUUCUGAUCGACAUAUACUAGUCAUGAUCUAUGUGUGCUUGAAGCUACACUGCAAUUGACAAGUGACCGAAGCAGACCAGAGAUACCUGAAUUGAACAAGUUUGUAUGCUUUCUGCUGGGGAAGUUUUGAUACUUUAAUCAUCAGGUGUUGUGAUCAGCAGCAUAAAUGCUGGAGGCAGAGCUGCAUGGGCAGUGCAGAAAAGGUCCCUUGCCAACAUCUGUUUCCAUGACAUGAAUCCUGAGGGGCGAAGCUAAAGCAAAUUAGAGGGGGGUGCCUUUCUCUUAUAGUUGUGAAAAUUGAAUCUAUAACCAUGGUAAAAAUUUGUUUCUAAUAGUGAUUUUUCAAAUUUUGGUGGGUGCCUGGGCACCCACAACCUUCAACGUAGCUUCGCCCCUGAUCCUGAUAACAUCAAGUGGCGGAAAUGGAGGACGCAGGGGGGGCACCAGAUUAGUAGAUUACCCAGAGCUGUUGAUGGGCAUUGUAAUUGUAACUGUCUGUGAUUAAUAGAGUGUCAUUCCUUGCUUGUGGAAAAUAUAAAUCUGUAAUGAAUUGGUGUGAUCAGCUCA
Messenger RNA from Sorghum bicolor (sorghum), 2402 nucleotides. RefSeq names its product BTB/POZ domain-containing protein At3g05675. The transcript has 2 exons. The record is from RefSeq and is a predicted model, not a curated record. Bases 22 to 1533 code for a protein of 503 amino acids. Lineage: Eukaryota; Viridiplantae; Streptophyta; Magnoliopsida; Poales; Poaceae. Gene Ontology annotation, molecular function: protein binding.